AUGGUGGCCGUCGGCGGCGGCGGCGGGGGGCGGCGGAGGCGGGCGUGGCGGUGGGCCAUGCGGGCGGUGGCUAGCGCCGUCGUGUGGACCGUGGUCGUGCAGGUCGCCUCCAUCGCCGGGCUGUUCCGCCCGCGGGUCGUCGCCGACUGCGGCGGCGGCGGGAAAGGCGGCGGCGCCGCCGCGGCCGGGCUCGCCGCGCUCGCCGGCGAGGACGGCCUCGCGGCGAGGCUGUCGCCGCCGGCGCUCGUGCCCAAGAGAAUUUACAAAAGCAAUGGCUACCUACUGGUGACAUGCAAUGGCGGACUCAAUCAAAUGCGAGCCGGGAUAUGUGAUAUGGUGACUAUAGCACGCCAUCUGAAUCUAACACUUGUGGUCCCUGAACUGGAUAAAAUGUCGUUUUGGGCUGACCCAAGUGAUUUUGGAGAUAUUUUCGACGUGGGCCACUUCAUUAAUUCCUUGAGAGAUGAGCUGAUGAUAGUUAAAGAGCUGCCUUUAAAACUCCAGUUAAGAACUAAGAAGAGACUGUACUCGAUGCCUCCUGUCAGUUGGUCGAAUGAAACAUACUACCUAAAGCGGAUAUUACCUCUUGCAAGGAAGCACAAAGUAAUCCAUUUUGAGAAAUCAGACGCUCGCCUUGCAAACAAUGGCCUUCCUAUUCAGCUCCAGAUGCUGCGUUGCCGUGUAAACUUUGAGGCUUUGAGAUUCACCCCACAGAUCGAAGCUCUUGGCAGAAAGCUUAUGUCCACUCUCCAGAGAAGUGGACAAUUUGUUGUGCUUCACUUGCGCUAUGAGAUGGACAUGCUCUCCUUUUCAGGCUGCACACAUGGCUGCUCUAGUAAAGAAACUGAGGAGCUCACUAGAAUGAGAUAUGCUUAUCCAUGGUGGAAAGAAAAAGAGAUCGAUUCUGAAGUGAAGAGGCUUCAGGGACUUUGCCCCCUCACACCAGAGGAAAUUACUCUAGUGCUUAAAGCUCUAGGGUUCACAAAGGAUACGCUGAUAUACAUUGCUUCUGGUGAAAUCUAUGGUGGUGAAAGGCGCUUGGCGGUGCUCAAGGAUGCGUACCCUAAACUAGUAAGGAAGGAGAAAAUUUUAUCUCCUGAUGAAUUGCGACCAUUCCAGAACCAUUCAACCCAGAUGGCAGCACUGGAUUACAUGGUUUCUCUAGCAAGCGACAUUUUCAUUCCCAGCUAUGAUGGAAAUAUGGCAAGGGUUGUUGAAGGUCACCGCAGGUAUAUGGGUUUUCGCAAGACCAUUGUUUUGGACAGAAAGAAGCUUGUUGAGCUCUUGGACCUUUUCCAAGGAGGUGCUCUAUCUUGGGACGAAUUCUCAGAUGCAGUGAAGGAGGCACACAAGAGCCGCAUGGGGCAACCUACAGAAAGAAAGGUCAUCCUUGGCCAGCCUAAGGAAGAGGACUAUUUCUAUGCUAAUCCUCAAGAAUGCCUUGGCUCCAACGGGGGACUAAGAGACAUUUCCUGA
Messenger RNA from Miscanthus lutarioriparius, 1476 nucleotides. The record is from the annotation of a GenBank genome assembly. NCBI's taxonomy places the organism in Eukaryota, Viridiplantae, Streptophyta, Magnoliopsida, Poales, Poaceae.